AUGCAAGAAUCAAUAUAAAAAUUGAACAAAACAUCAACUAUUUUAAGAUUAUAUAUUUUGAUUUGUUCGAUAUUUGUGAGUUUAAAAUUGGACAAUUUCAUAAACUGGGAAUGGAGUGCUGUAUUAUGGCCUUUAUGGUUUGGCUUAUUUUGUUCGAUUGUAAUUAGUGUUGGAUGUCUAAUCAUAACUUUCAAUAUGGUAGUUUAAUAUUUAUUUGAGUAAUUGACGACUUAAAAAUCUAAAUUAAUUUCUUAUAUAUGGCUAACCCAAUUGUCUAUUUUUGCAACAAUAUGCAUAGGACUUACUUCUUUAGGCUAUUUAGAUUACUUAACAAAGUAACUGAAUUAUUAGAAGAAUUUCAAAAUCCUUCAAUAUUUCAUCAUAGCUGAACUCAUUAUCAUAAUGUUCUAUUCAGUUUGUUUUCAUUGUUAAAUAAAUGAAUACAUUUUCAGUAUCCUCUAAGAUGACGAACCGUUAAGCAACUAAUAACAGUUGUCUGCACACACUCAACCAAAUAAUUAAACAUUAUAAAACUUGAAUGUACUUUCUUCAAGAACUGGAAUACCUCUAGUAAUGCAGAAAAUCUCCAAAGCCUAUUUCAGUAUUCCAAAAGGAAGAGAAAAGUAUGUAAGGGACUCUAUAAAUGGUUCUCCUGAACCUAAACAAUCAUAAAAAGGACACAAAAGAGCAUUUUCUAGUUAAGGUGUGGGAUCUGAAGUGCUUCAAGAAUCAGAUUUCAAAAUAGUGGAAAAACAAUAGAGUGUUAUAAAUUAAGUUAAUUCAAAUAGAACAAGAUCUUAAGUGGAAAAAAAAAGAAGCAAUUCUUAAUUAAUAACUAUUGCUAGAGAUGAAUCUAUCCAAAACUAGAAAUUAGACAUCAGUUAGACUAGCAAUGUUUGUAUAGUUUGUUAUGAGCGUGGACCGAAUGCAGUGUUUAUGAAUUGUGGACACGGAGGAACUUGCUAUUAAUGUGCACUUGAUAUUUGGAAAUAAAAAAUGGAGUGUUAUUUAUGUAGAGAUAAAAUUGUUUAUAUUUUGAAAGUAAAUCUUGAGGAGAGAUUCGGAGAUCUUUUCAAAGUUAUUUCAACUACUUAAAUGAUAGAUCAAUUUAAUAAAUGA
Molecule: messenger RNA, 1119 nt
Organism: Paramecium tetraurelia
Lineage: Eukaryota; Ciliophora; Oligohymenophorea; Peniculida; Parameciidae
Exons: 4
Source: RefSeq, a predicted model, not a curated record